This is a messenger RNA of Glossina fuscipes, 2519 nucleotides long. RefSeq names its product gelsolin. The record is from RefSeq and is a predicted model, not a curated record. The transcript has 9 exons. NCBI's taxonomy places the organism in Eukaryota, Metazoa, Arthropoda, Insecta, Diptera, Glossinidae. Gene Ontology annotation, cellular component: actin cytoskeleton; cytoplasm. Gene Ontology annotation, molecular function: actin filament binding; phosphatidylinositol-4,5-bisphosphate binding. Gene Ontology annotation, biological process: actin filament severing; barbed-end actin filament capping; actin polymerization or depolymerization. Bases 70 to 2457 code for a protein of 795 amino acids.
ACAAACAAAAAUAAAUAAAAGCUUAAAAUACUGGAACCGCUACGAAAAGCCCCUGGCAAAGCGAUCAACAUGGCAGCAGUGAUCUACAGUUCCUUUAUUGCUCUUUUGCUAGCAACGUUGUGUUCAACCGGCACUAUACCGAAUCGACCCGCCUUACCCACGCAAACGAAUCAAAUACAGCCAUCGAACGCGGAUAGUAAAUCACCUGGCCGUAGGAUCAUGCAUCCAGCAUUUGCAAAUGCUGGCCGUUCACCCGGCUUAGAGAUUUGGCGAAUCGAGAAUUUUGAGCCUGUGGCUUAUCCGAAAAAUAACUAUGGGAAAUUUUAUUCUGGAGAUUCGUUUAUUGUCUUAAAUACUGUGCAAACUAAAGAUAAAAAGUUAUCUUGGGAUGUUCACUUUUGGUUGGGGUCGGAAACGUCAGUGGAUGAAGCUGGUGCAGCAGCUAUAUUGACUGUGCAAUUAGAUGAUCUGCUUAACGGCGGCCCGGUCCAACAUCGCGAAGUUCAGGACCACGAAUCCCAACUAUUUUUAAGUUACUUCAAAAAUGGCAUACGUUAUGAACAGGGUGGCAUUGCCAGUAGUUUUAAACAUGUUGAAAUCAAUGCUCAAGGUGAAAAGCGUCUUUUCCAAGUGAAAGGUAAACGCAAUGUCCGCGUACGUCAGGUAAAUUUGUCAAUAUCCUCGAUGAACAAGGGUGAUUGCUUCAUUCUUGACGCCGGCAAUGAGAUUUACGUUUAUGUGGGUGCUCAAGCGAAACGUGUGGAAAAAUUAAAGGCAAUUAGCGCCGCCAACCAAAUAAGAGAUCAAGAUCAUAAUGGUCGUGCGAGAGUACACAUAAUAGACGAGUUUAGUAAUGUUGCGGAUAAGGAAAGUUUCUUUGAAAUUUUGGGCUCAGGGUCACCGGGUCAAGUUCCUGAUGAAUCGACAGCCGAAGAAGAUGGCGCAUUUGAAACUACAGAUGCGAACUCGGUGACAUUGUACAAAGUUUCGGAUUCUAGUGGUUCGCUGAAAAUCGAUCCCAUUUCUCAGAAACCUCUGCGUCAAGAAAUGUUGAACAGUCAAGAUUGCUUUAUCUUGGAUACUGGUUCGGGCAUUUAUGUUUGGGUGGGUCGCGGCGCAACGCAAAAAGAAAAGACCGAUAGUUUGAUUAAAGCCCAGGAAUUUUUGCGUUCCAAAAAAUACCCAGCUUGGACUCAGAUACAUCGUAUUGUGGAAGGAGCUGAGUCAGCACCUUUCAAGCAAUAUUUUGCUACGUGGCGUGACGCUGGUAUGUCUCAUACCCGUUUGGUGCGUUCCGCUCUCGGUUAUGACAGCGAUAACUCUGAAUUCGAUGUGGACGAUGUUGAUUCGGUACUAAAAACUUUGAAAGAGAAAGGGGGUCAUGCUAUCGGUUUUAUGCCAGAUAAUGGCCGAAAUGAAUUGAGUGAAAUCACUGUUUACUCUUCGGUACCUGGCACUAAUGAUAUUCAAAAAGAAAAAAUUUCAUAUACGGAAUCUUUGCCUUUAAAGAGUCAUGACGCAUAUGUGAUUCCUUAUACUUAUCAUGACAAGAAUGACGAAAGUGGUACAUUAAUCUAUGUGUGGGAAGGUGUAAAAGCCGCUAAUGUGAACGAAUAUGCUUUCGAGGACGCCUUGGGUUUAGCUGUUGCAGAAAAUGCGAUACUCGUGCGCACUGUACAAAAUCACGAGCCUAGACAUUUCUUAAAAAUGUUCAAAGGGAAACUUUUCACAAUUGUAAAUAAUACGCCAACAACACAUCAAUUGUUCCAUAUACGUGGUACCGAUGCCGAUGAUGUGCAUGCUUUCGAAACUGAAGCCGACUCAUCAUCAUUAUCCUCGUCCGACGUGUACGUUUUAUUCGUUUACAAUGAAAACAAAGCGUUUAUAUGGAUUGGUUUAGGUGCUUCUGAAUUUGAGAAGAAUGCGGCCGAGGAUCUUUUUAAAAGUGUUUGGCCAUCUGUUGACCUCAGCACUGUAGAAGAAGGUGCCGAACCUGACGAAUUUUGGGAACAUCUCAACGGUGAGGGUAUUUACGAUCGUAGCCUAAGUGAGAAGAGUGCCCCGAUAUUAGAGCCUCGUCUUUUCCAUUGCCGUUUAAUUAAUAAUAAAAUCAAAGUUGAAGAGAUAAUGCAUUUUGAACAAGCUGAUCUUGAUUUUGAUGAUGUCAUGCUUUUGGAUACCGGAGAUGAAAUUUACUUGUGGGUAGGCUCUGGAGCUUCGGCCGAAGAAAAUGGCAGAAUAUUAGAUAUAGCGAAAAAAUACAUUGCGUUUGAGCCAACUGAUCGCACAAUUGACACCGUCACUGUCAUACGCAUCUCUCAAGAUUACGAACCAAAUGUUUUCAAACGCAUGUUUCCCAGCUGGGAGAAAGGCUAUUGGGAGAAUAUUCCUACCUAUGAAGACGUACGCAAAAAAGUACUCGAAGAUAAUGAGCGUAUCGAAGAUAAUGACGUUUAAACACUUGGGAAAGUAAUCAAAAUCAGUGACACAUUUAAUUACACACAAAUUUAUAUAUAUUA